UGUGGCACUGAGGGCACUGUCUGGGGCUGUGGCACUGAGGGCUCCCCUGGGGCUGUGGCACUGAGGGCUCCCCUGGGGCUGUGGCACUGAGGGCACUGUCUGGGGCUGUGGCACUGAGGGCUCCCCUGGGGCUGUGGCCCUGCCUGGGGCUGUGGCACUGAGGGCUCCCCUGGGGCUGUGCCAGCGCUCACCAGGACAAGGGGCAGCAAGCAGGGACUGAUGCCCAGGGAGUUAUGAACCUGAACAUGAGGAGGGACUUCUUUAAACACCUGGAAAACAUUGCCCAGAGAGGGUGUGGAGUGUCCCUCACCGGAGAUAUUCCAGACCCAUCUGCACACAAUCCUGUGCCCUGUGCCCUGGGCUGGCGCUGCUGGAGCAGGGAGGUGGCACCAGGUGCGAUGGCCACAGCGGCUUUCCGGGACCCAGCUCAGCUCUGCUUCCCUCCAGGCACAGCCCCUCUGCCGUGGGCCAGCGCUGUCACCAUGCACCUCACCAGGCCCAAAUCUGCCAAGGGACGGAGGCCAAGCUUGAGGCACCCCCAGGGCAUGGAAGCCUGUCUGUGCCAUGCACCAUCUUCCCCACCGGCAGCCUCUCCUGGGGAAUUAGCGAACAGCCGCAGAGCACCGCUCACAAAACCGGCGUUCCCACCUGCCCAGGUGUGUCCUGAGAAAAUCCCAAAGCUCCUGCAGCAAGUGCCUUCGAAGACCUCCUCCUCCCUAAACAAGUACCGGGUGCUCCCCUCCAUCGUCCGGAGGGGCGAAGGGAGCGACGCCGUGGAAGCGCUGGCUGGACAGACCGACCGGCUGGAAGUGACGGAGGGGAGGGAGCAGGCUCCAAAAUCCAUCAAGGCUUUUCGUGGAGAGCAGGGAUCUGCCAGCACAUUGCCAGGAAGGGACAUUCCCACCGCAGAGAGCUCACCCAGGCUCUGUGCCCCUGAGCAGCGGGGAAGGCAAGCAAGGCAGGAGAGCCCUCGGGUGCUCCCUGUGAGCCCGGGAGAGCCGCGCGUGCUGCUCGCUGUCCGAUCUCCCUCUGGGCAGAGGUUUGAGCACCACUUCAAGCCCUCUGACAGUCUCCAGACGGUUCUUGCCGUGGCAGGGCAGAAACUGUUGGCCAAUUACCAACACUGCAGCUUUGAAACCGUGGAGGUGCCCCGGAGGCGCUUCUCUGACCUCACAAAGUCCCUUCAGGAGUGCGGGAUCCUGCCCAGGUCCGUGCUGUGCAUCCGGCAGGAUGAGCAGCACGAGGCAGCGGAUCCUUAGGCACACACAGAUACUGUGGGUCCCUGCAUUGCUUCUGCCAAGAAACGGGGAGUCUGAGGCUUCCUGCACCUACUUCUUUGUCUCCCAUCUCCCACAAACUCCCCAUGAAGCAGAGUUAUGGAUAUGUAAUAGUAUUUGAAAUAGUGUUUCAGAAAAUAGGAUUUCAGAUGCAUAAACCUGAUUCAUACAGUGUCACCUGUGCCAUCACAAAUUUCUGCCUCAGCACCACCAACCUUCAGCCUUUCUGGUUUGUUGAAAUUGCUGAUGUUCUUUGAAAACUCAGGUUUCCAAGGCCUCUCCCCUUGUCCUUUUCUAUGUUUUGGGAAGGUACCACUUCUCUGGAUGCAGAAACACCAUUUGGGAAGGUAGAAACAGAAUGGUCUAGCUACAGGAACACUUUCAGUAGCUUAUCAUUAUUCUAAACAUCUUCUGAAGAGACUGAAAAAGAGAUCAAACCAUGUGGGAAAAAAAAGGACCAGAACCAUGUGGCAAUAACAGUAAUAACACAUUAAUGAAUUAUUGUAAAGUAUUAAAUUGCAAGACUGAUCAUAAAAUACCUGUGAGGGCUCGAGUCUUUCUGGGUAACGUCAGUCCAGCUCUUUAUUGUGACUAAAUCAUCAUUUUAAGAACCAGUAAUUAUUAUUUUGGCCGUCUUGGGGAGCAGCAGGAUUUUCUCCUUAGUUUUCCUUCUCUUAUUUGGCUCAUGUGAUCCAUAGGUAAGAAGAGAUGGAUAGUUAAGAAGGGAUGUUACAGAUAAUUCCAUUUAACCCCUCUACACUGAAUGAGUUAGUCCAAGACGCAAGUGCUGCUUUGGGGAAUUUUUAAAUAAGGUAUUAAUGGGAUUUGACUGGGAAUUGGCUCAAGGAGUAAGCCAUCUUUUACUAAACCAUAUUAAAAUGCUGGUUGGGUGACUUGGCAGGUUUAGGCAAAUACAAUGUGCUUGUGCUAAAAAAGAGAAAUAUCUUCUAGUUUCUAAUGGAAUUUCAAAGGCAGUAAUUUUUAAUCUCCUUUAAAAAUGGACCACUUGCCACACACGAGUGACUUAAAAUGUUUUGAGGCAAACCCAAUUUAUUUUGAAGCUCAGUGUAAGUGCCAAACCAACUCAGCACAGGAGCACAAACACAACAGGAGCAAAAAGCUGAUGGCUUUCUGUGCUGGCUGUGAGUGUGGUACCUGAUGCUAAAUCAAGUGUGCAGGGUGCAGCAGCUUUGUAAAACCAGUACCUGAAGGAACAGUGGCCCCUGCUGCUGUUGUGAUGCUGCUCAGCAGCAGUCCUGGAUAUUGAAACAUAUGGAUGCCUUCAACAGAACCACAAAAAUCCCAUUUCACUUGGUUUCAGGAAAAGGGACCAUUUUCCAUGCUUCUUUCAGUGCCAGGUGGUUAAUUCCCUAUUUCUGUCUGUUGUGUGUUCUGUGUCACUCCUGCAUUUCAGAGCGUUUCCAUCCUGUGUUAAAUAAAACCAUUUAGGCUGAAACUUGAACUUUAAGUGAUUUACAUGAGCUGAGUUCAUCCAUGCCACCUGCUCUUAAAAAACCUUGAAUUUGAUGGCAAAUACCUCAGGGGCUGCCCACAUCACCCUUGGGUGCUCAGCUGCCCUGCACACCGCCCCCCUGACGUCUGUACCUGUGUCCUGUGCUCAAGACAAGCCUGCAGCCAAGGAGGGAGCACUGCACCAGUGACAGGCUGAGGCCAGAGCCAGGGGCCACCAGGCAGCUGUGAGAGCACAGGGGCAAGAACAGAACAGACAAUUCAGCACCUUGGCUCACAGCGCACUUCUCAGGCUGGAGGAUGUUCCUCCUGGAGAUCUAAGAUAAAGCUGGAUGAGUUUGGUUCUAAUCAUCUCACCCAGGCUACAGCAUCUCCAAAAAUGGGGAAAAACAAAUCAAGUCUUGAUCUAGGGAAGCUCAGCACAGGGAAAACACCUCUUUUCCCUUUCAGUUCUCCUUCUCCUCCCUUCAGAACUGUUCUAGGGAGAUGUUAGGAGCAACUCUAAGUCCAGCACAAGAAGCACAGGGGGAAGAACAGUAUUUAUCUGACCUCAUUUAUUGUGUGGCAUCAUUUAAC
Molecule: messenger RNA, 3323 nt
Organism: Prinia subflava (tawny-flanked prinia)
Lineage: Eukaryota; Metazoa; Chordata; Aves; Passeriformes; Cisticolidae
Gene: UBXN10
Product: UBX domain protein 10
Exons: 2
Coding region: 234-1259 (341 amino acids)
Cellular component (GO): endoplasmic reticulum
Molecular function (GO): ubiquitin binding
Source: RefSeq, a predicted model, not a curated record